GAGAACAGGGAAGCAGUGACAACCUGUGACAGAUUACCACACAAUCAGCGAAUACACAACAUAUCUGUGUGUAUGUGUGUUAUGUUUUGAACCUGUAGUCUCCUGCCCUGCUACCCUACCAGGGGACUCUUGGGUAGAGGUGUGUGGGGGGGAGAGGUUUGAGUAAGGGGGAUGCAGGCGAGGUGAGGGUGAGUAAGAGAUGAGUCAACUGCCCUCAGCUAUAAGAGAAGCCCUGAUGGAGCCUGGGAGUGACACACACACAAACCCUCAGAGGAGUGCCAGUGCUGUUCUUUAUAUAAACACAGAGAAACCACCAGGUUCUAGACACAAACCUGCACACAUAUUGACACAGGUACACACGUUCAGGCACAUACACCCAUUCCUCCAGACUACAGAUAUGGACUGCUCCAUGGCCCUCCUGUUGUCCUCUCUGUUGGCUCUGUUCAGCGUGGGGGCGGGAGCUUCACUCUCAUUGCAUGUAGUGAGGACCAAGGUCAAAGACCUUGCUCAAACCAUGGUGAUUAGGAUCAAAAAGCUGGAUAUAUCUCCUAACCUGAUCGAGGGCAUGGACCCAUUUCUCCCUGCGGCUGCAGUAGAUCAGCAUAUAGAAAGCCUGCCUUCCAUAGUGGAGACCAUGGGGUUCUACCAGGACCUACUGCUCGUCCUAGACUGGGCAGACCUCAAACAGCUGGUGGAAGACACCUCCACUAUGAGGGGUCUGCUGGAGAACUGGAUGAUAUCACGCUGCCCAGGCCGCCAACAGAAACAGACAGGAGAGGGAGGGCUGUCAGAGGCUCUGAAAGACACUACCAGGAAGUAUGGUCUGAGUGUGGGUCCAGUUGCGCUAAACAGACUCAAGGGCUACCUUGGUCGGUUACUACUGAACCUGGAUCAGCUGAAUUACUGUUACUAAUGUUGACAAUCACUGAGCAACUGUACUCAGAUCAGUUUGUGCCAUGCUGAACAACUGUUACUGACAGUGACUGUCACUGAGUAACUGAACUAUGAUCAACUCGUGAUCUGCUGAAAUCCUAGAAUGAGUUGAAGCAAGACUGGACAGUGGGGUCAUGGUGUCUGAAGAUUCUCCUAAAUGUAGGUCAUCCCACUGUCACCAUCUCCUGCUAAGUUAAGACAUUUUAUAUUGUAUUAUUUAAACAAAAGACUGUAUCUUUAUUUAUAUUUAUUUCUAUCAAGAAGAGAAAAAAUAAGCAGCUUUGUUUUGUAGCAUUAUACACCCCUCAGUCAGUGGCACAGGGGGAAGUGUUUACUAAGUAUUGAAUCCGCUGUAUUGCAGAAUGUACACACACACACACACACGUUGAGUAAUGCUGUCUGCUCCAGGGAGGACUAGACUGCAUGUGUGUAGUGAUGUCAUCAUACUCACAGAGAGGUUUUCCUGAAAGCUAAGACAGCCUCUGCCAGGAAACCAGAUGUUUUGAUGUUAGAGCAGUGACAGAGAGGGAAGGUGGGGGAGAGAGGGGGGGCGAGAUCAGUUCUCAAUGACAUUCCAAGAUGGAUUCUCAAUGACAACGUUACAUUGCAUUCAGAUUGAAAUACAUUGUAUAGAACACAUGAUUGUCUAUCCUGAAGAGCAGUGAGUCAUGUCAGCUCUAUUUCAUUACAAUUCUAUAUACAAGGUUCUGAAUAUGAUUCCUCACUGAACACAUCCCAACUCAUUCUCUUCUUGACACUAUAAGCACUUAUGCCAGCAACAUACCAUCAUACAUCCCACUGUUGGCUUGCCAAUGAAGCUAAGCAGGGUUGGUCCUGGUGGGUUGCUGGAUGAGAGACCAGAUGCUGAUGGAAGUGGUGAUGGAGGGCCAGUAGGAGGCACUCUUUCCUCUGAUCUGAAAAAAAGAUCCCAGGGCAGUGAUAGGGGACAUUGUCAUGUGUAGGGUCCAUCUAUUGGAUGGGAUGUUAAACAGGUGUCCUGACUAUCUGUGGUCAGUAAUAGAUCCCAUAGUACUUACUGUAAGAGUAGGGGUCUUAACCCUGGGGGUCCUGGCUAAAUUCCCAAUCUGGCUGUCUAAUAUGCCAUCUAAUCAUCCCCAGCUUCUAAUUGUCUCAUUCCUCUCCCCUAUAAUUAUUCCCCAGGUUGUUGCUGUAAAUGAGAAUGUGUGCUGAGUCAACUCACCUGGUAAAACAAAAUGAUUUAUACUGUAAUAUAUUUUUGGUACAUUUUAAUCUAUUUAAUCUUGGAUGAUAUGCAAAGUCUAUUUAAUAAAAUGCUCUCCUUUUCUAUUA
This is a messenger RNA of Oncorhynchus kisutch (coho salmon), 2244 nucleotides long. RefSeq lists its product as uncharacterized. NCBI's taxonomy places the organism in Eukaryota, Metazoa, Chordata, Actinopteri, Salmoniformes, Salmonidae. Gene Ontology annotation, molecular function: hormone activity. The transcript is spliced from 3 exons. The coding region runs from base 200 to 913 and encodes 237 amino acids. The record is from RefSeq and is a predicted model, not a curated record. Gene Ontology annotation, biological process: signal transduction. Gene Ontology annotation, cellular component: extracellular region.